This is a messenger RNA of Ectocarpus siliculosus, 1284 nucleotides long. The record is from the annotation of a GenBank genome assembly. NCBI's taxonomy places the organism in Eukaryota, Phaeophyceae, Ectocarpales, Ectocarpaceae.
AUGAUCGUGUGGAUAAGAGCAAACACCAUGCGGGGAGAACAUGUCGGAACAGUCGGCACGACCCUUCUUCUCGUCGGGGGGUUCGUGGCCAAGGCGGGUGCCGCAGGCUCGUUUGACCCGAUGAUGCACAUGAUGCGAAACCUGUUCACCACCACCUACACCGAUGGAGAUGCCUGCCCUAAUGAAGAUGAUGCCUGCGUUGCUUCAGCCAGUUGUCUGGCUUGCAACGAAGCCUACAUGGCCGCUUUUUCGGAUUGCGCUGCUUCGUUGACCAGCACCUCCACGUGCGAUGACCUUGCCGAAGCCAUGUGCUGUGCGGCGGAAGGCUGCGAGGACAACGAGGAAUUUGCCGACAUCAUGGGCUGCAUUAAUGGGGACCUUGGUUGCGGAGUCAUCGACAUUGGUGAUUGUGCAGGAGGCGGCAGCACGGCUAUUUCCGGCUCCGACACCACGACGGACUCCACAUCCACAACCGAGACAGACUGCCCCACCGAAAUCUCGGCGUGUAACGCGGAUGACGAGUGCGUAACAUGCACCCAGUCGUAUGUUGACGCCGUGGAGGGAUGCUUUGCUUCAGCGACUGGUUCCACGUGCGACGAUGUUGAAGAAUCUGUUUGCUGUGCGGUGGAUGGCUGUGAGGACAACGAAGCGCUCAAUGAUCUCUUAGCCUGCAUCAAUGCGGAAUCUACAUGCUCCAUCGAUAUUGGGGAUUGCGAAGCGGACGGCAGCAGGGCCAUUUCCGGCUCCGACACCACCACCGAAACCGAUGGUACCGUCAGCGAUACUACCACCGACACCGAUGGCACCGCCAGCGAUACUACCUCCGAAACCGAUGGUUCCGCCAGCGAUACUAUCACCGACACCGAUGGUUCCGCCGCUGACGACGGCGACGACACCAGCGACGCCAUCCCUUUCCCCGUUGGAGACGACGAGGAAGAUGAUGAAGACUCUGAUGCAGAUGCGGACGCGGCCGACACCGAGUCAUCCGCCACUUCCGUUGCGGCAAUGGGAGGUUCCACGGCUGUCUGGCUGAUUGCCGCCGCUGCACCCGGCCUGUGGGGCCGGUUCCAGUAACCCAAGCCUACCAUUUUCGCCAACGUGGCGGGAUGUAGUUGUAGACAACUCGAAACAUUCGUCCUGCUCCCUUACAGCAGUAGGCAGUUCGAGGAUUGUUUGUACAAGUACGUACAAGUCUAGUGCUGUCUACACAUCGUCUAGACACGAAACAGCAGGCCAUAUACUAUACGCGACACGUUCAGUCCAUGGCCGCUGUUCCUGUGGACG